Nelumbo nucifera (sacred lotus) is the source of this 1834-nucleotide messenger RNA. The record is from RefSeq and is a predicted model, not a curated record. NCBI's taxonomy places the organism in Eukaryota, Viridiplantae, Streptophyta, Magnoliopsida, Proteales, Nelumbonaceae.
GACGAACACCUCCCGCAACGGCUGCCUGACCUCUCUUCUGGCCGACGCAUCUCUCAGCUUGCUUGUGGUGGUGCCCAUGUUAUUGCCUUGUCUGGUAAUUUCACAUAAGAGGCCAUUUAAGCCAUUUACAUCAUCAUGCCUUUCUGAUAUGCUCGGAGUUUUUGUCUGUUCUUUCUGGUCGCGUUAAGGUCCAAAACGUGCUCAUUGCUCACAUAAAGUCUGGAAUUUCACCUGUAACAGAUACGGUUAUGGCUUUCUAGGAUUCUGAAGUGCGAUAUUAUUAAUUUACUCUACAAAUCUUUUUAAUAUUUCUAAUUUGAGGUUGUUCUUUUCCUUUUUAAUGAAUGAGAGCAUGCGUAUGGAAAUGGAAAAUCGAGGGUGAUCACAAUUUUGAAUUUGUGGUAAAUUCACUGUAAACACUUGAUAUUGAUGCAAAGGAAAAGCAACCCCUGCUAAUUAUAUGGAGCUAAUAACCCGGGAAAUCAAUACAAUGGGUGUACAAGACAGCAUAAUGCUUAGCAAAGAAAAAGUAUACGGAUUAGCUCAUCUUCCCGGCUGGUGCCCACCAAAGAAAAAUGUGGUGAUGUAAUGACCUGGGGAAGGGGCACAUCUGGUCAACUUGGCCAUGGAGAGUUGGAGAGUUGCUUACUACCAAAGCCUGUAAAGUUUUUGGAAAAUUUUACUACCUCUUAUGUUUCUGCUGGAUGGAAUCACUCAGGGUUUGUUUCAGAUACCGGAAAACUUUUCACUUGUGGAGAUGGCUCAUUUGGGCAGCUUGGGCAUGGAGAUUAUCAGUCACAUUGUUCUCCUGUAGAAGUCUUAUAUUUUGCUUUUAAGCAUGUUGAACAAAUAGCAUGUGGCAUGCGUCAUUCGCUUGUUUUAUUAAAAGGUUCUUCAGAAGAUCCAGUUUAUGGAUUUGGUUCAGGGAAACGUGGCCAAUUGGGUGUUUCCAAGGAUCGUAUCAGAUCAUUUGCUGUUCCCCAAGUUAUUUUUGGACUUGGAGGUAUUAAGGUCAUCUCCAUUAGUGCAAAUGGAGAUCAUAGUGCAGCAUUGUCUGCCAACGGGCAACUGUACACCUGGGGCAGAGGAUUUGGUGGCACUUCAGAUAUUCACCUCCCUCAGACUUUACCUUCACCUUUGAGAUUCUCUCAAGUUGCUCUUGGAUGGAAUCAUGCUCUAUUAUUAACAGGUGAAGGAGAAGUGCUAAUGCUAGGUGGGAACCAUCAUGGGAUGCUUAGUGAUCCUCAGACAAGCAGGCAGCAGCAUUCACCUGUUCUUGACAGUUCGAGUGUUGGCUCAGCUGAAGAUUCUAUGGGACUCAUUCUGGCUAAGGUCUGUGGUCUUGACGGGACAAGGGUCUUAGAAAUUGCAGCAGGAGCAGAGCACUCCGUUCUAGUAACAGAGAAUGGAGUGGUAAUGACAUGGGGCUGGGGUGAGCAUGGGCAAUUGGGAUUGGGGAAUACGUUUGAUCAAACCAGCCCUCAGAUGGUAAAACUAAGUGAUGGUCACAACCGAUUCCGUGUUUACUGUGGAAGCGGGUUUACAUAUGCCUACAGAAUUCUGUUGUCGUAACUCCAACUCCAAGGGUGGUCACUUCUGCUACUUCGGUUAUUUGGAAGGGCCUGUGGUUGAUUAUUUUAUAUGGGCUACCUGGUCAACUGAAAUUGAAAAUGCUGUUCAAACUUCCUAUAAUCAGCUGGCCUAUGCUCGCUCCAUCAAGAUUGGAGUUAUAAUUAAUGGAAUGGGCAAAAUAUAAAGCCCUCCCCUGGGUUGUCUGACAAUUUUAUAAGCCUCCCCCCCGGUGUUUUUGACUUUAAUAAAAACCUCCCUUUGU